GGGUGGGGUUGCAAAGAAGGCAACAAAGAAAAAAACAAGAGUAUUGAACAGAAAUUGACGGGGAAGAGGCUAAAGCAAUGGGAGAAUGAGAAGAAAUGACGAUGGUUUUACAGUGUUCAAAGGAAAGUGGGGGAAAUGAGGUGUGCGGGAAGGAACAGGAGACAAGAGACACUAAUAACAAGACUUAAGUUUGGACACACUGGACUAAACAGUACAUUAUUCAAAAUAGUGAAGAGAGUAAAUAAUAGCGAUGCUGAGCAGCACUCCAUACCAGUUGGUGGCGGUAAUGCACCGAUUUGUUGUUUGCCAACCGCCAAAAAAACAGAAGAAGAAGAAAAAGGUUUUCUAACCCGGAAGAGGCUGUUGUUUUGGUUUUUUGAACGAACGCAUCGUCCACAUGCGAGGCUACGUUGACUGUCACUGUCAUAUCUCUGCGGGGGAUUUUGACAAGGACUUGGAUGAGGUGAUCGAGAGUUCCAGACAGGUGGGUUUGUUGGCCGUGUUAGCUGUGGCCGAGCACGCUGGGGAAUUUGACAAGAUCAUCGCGUUGUCCCAGAGGUUUCCCGGUUUUAUUUUCCCCUGCUUAGGGGUCCACCCUGUUCAGGAAGUGUCCCCGGGGCAGCAGAGGGGGGCCACUCCCCAGGAUCUAGAUGCAGCUUUACCCAUCAUAGAGAAAUACAAGGACCACCUCGUGGCUAUCGGGGAGGUUGGUUUGGAUUUUACACCCAGAUAUGUCAGCAAUGAGUCUGAUAAAGAGAACCAAAGGCAGGUCCUCAUCCGUCAGGCGCAGAUAGCCAAGGAGCUGGAUCUCCCUCUAAAUGUUCACUCACGGUCGGCCGGAAGACCCACCAUCCAUCUCCUCAAGGAGCAAGGUGUCGAAAAAGCCCUGCUUCAUGCUUUCGAUGGGAGACCGUCUGUUGCCAUGGAGGGGGUGAAGGCUGGAUAUUUCUUUUCUAUCCCUCCGUCCAUAAUACGGAGUGAACAGAAGCAGAAACUUGUGAAACAGUUGCCAUUAGAGAACAUCUGUCUGGAAACUGAUUCACCUGCUCUGGGUCCAGAAAAGCAGGUGAGAAAUGAGCCAAGAAACAUCUCCGUCUCCGCUGAGUACAUCAGUAGGAUCAAAGGUGUGUCGCUGGACAAGGUGAUGGAGGUAACAACGCAGAACGCUCUCCAGCUCUUCCCGAAGCUCAAGUCAAUCCUCAGACCCUGACGCGGCCUUCAAGGUUUAUUAAACCAAAAAAGAGUGACAGUCGAGGUGAAAGCCGUUAAUUUAUCUCCAUUCAUGAAAUUCUUAAAUAAAUAAAGAUGAGAUAACAAUUUUAA
This is a messenger RNA of Scophthalmus maximus (turbot), 1323 nucleotides long. It is a transcript of the gene tatdn3l, whose product is annotated as putative deoxyribonuclease TATDN3. The record is from RefSeq and is a predicted model, not a curated record. Gene Ontology annotation, molecular function: hydrolase activity, acting on ester bonds. Lineage: Eukaryota; Metazoa; Chordata; Actinopteri; Pleuronectiformes; Scophthalmidae. The transcript has 11 exons. The coding region runs from base 398 to 1210 and encodes 270 amino acids.